Paramecium sonneborni is the source of this 2887-nucleotide messenger RNA. The record is from the annotation of a GenBank genome assembly. NCBI's taxonomy places the organism in Eukaryota, Ciliophora, Oligohymenophorea, Peniculida, Parameciidae.
AUGAAUGAAAGUGUUGAAUUAUUUGAAAAUAACAAUAAACUUUUAAUUGAAGAAGAACAAAAAUAAUUAUUAUUACAUUAGAUUGCUGAAUUGAGAAUAAAUAAUCAACAAUUAAUUCAAGAAAUCAAAGAUCUAUAGACUACAGCCUUGGAACAUAAUGAACAUCUUCAAACUAAAAAUACAGAGAUAGCAGAAUUAAAAUUAAUUAUUCAUGAACAUAAAUAAUAAAUUAGAAAAGCAGAAGACAUUAUUUAACAACUAAAAUAAUAAAUUUUAGAUUUUGAAUACAAUAUUUUUGAGAAAGAUGAAACCAUGUAAAAAUCUUUAUGUAUUUUAAGAGUUGAAUUAGCAGAAAAUAUUAAAAAAUUUGAACUCAAAAAACAACAAUUAGAAUUAUAACUCAAAGAAAGUAGAAAUCAUGUUGCUGUCUAAAAGUAUUUUAUGGUUCUCUACCUUAUCUAGAUAAUAAAUUAAUACUUUAUUAUUAAAUUGUAUUUCAACUAAUCUUGAAGAUAUUAAAACACAAAUUGAAAAUGAAUAAAAUAAACACUUAUAAUCAGAAAUGUAAUCUAUCUAAUUUAAUUAGUUAACUCUUAUAAGAGAGCUAUGAUUAAUUACUUUUAGAAUAAGAACAAUCAGAAUUAAAAGAUAAUUAAAAAAUACAAUAAAUUAAAACGGAUGCUCUACAAUAUCAAUAAAAUCUUGUUCAAAUAUAAUUAUUAAAAGAAUCUUUAAAUUAAAAUGCCCAAGAUAUGUUAUAUCAAGAUGAAUUGAUUUAAAAAAAUCAAAUCACUAUCUCAAAUUUAGAGGAAACAAUUUCAAAACUAAAUGAAAAAUAUACACAAUUAUAAAAAAAGUUCUAUAAAUCCUAGUAUUACAUUAUUUUUUUAUCUUAGAUUAGUUGUUAAUGAAAUGAAACAUAAAAUACAAGACUUAAUGUUAUUAUAAUAAAAUGAUAAAACAAUCAUACUUUAAUAAUAGAAUUAAAUUAAUUAAACUAAGAAAGACUUGGGAAAAUUUCGAUAUUAAAGAGACAGUUUAAUAGAAGUCUAAUCUAAAUUAUUGAAAUCUCAAUAUUUGGAAGAAGAGAUCCCAAUUAAGUAAUUUGUUAUUUAUAUUUUAAGAAAAUAAUUAGAUGUAAAAUAAAAUGAAAUAUAAUAAUUACAUAAUGAUUUGAAUCUAAAAAAAGAUGAAUUGGUUUAAGAAUAAUAACUUCAUUAUAAAUCUCAAUAGUAGAUUUUAGAAUUGAAAACAUAGUAAUCUAACCUUGAGUAAAAAUAAAAUUAAGUAUAAGAAGAAUUGUAAUAACUUAAUCUAAUAAUUAAAUAAAAAUAAAAUUAGAUUUUAGAUUAAAUUCAAUAAAUUUAAGAUUUGAAAAGUGAAAAUUAAGAAUUACGUUUAAAAAUGUCAUAAUUUGAUGAAGAAACAACAGUAAUAAUCAAAAAGUUUAAGUAAAAAAAACAUUAAUAAUUAAAAGUUAAGAAAUUCAGAUUUUGAAACAUAGUUAUGAAUCAUAUGAGUAAUCUUAUGAAUAAUUGGAAACAAUCAAUUAAACGUUAAAUGAUAAAUUAAAUAUAUAAAAUGAAUUUCUACAAAAAAAUUAACAAUUAAGGUAUUAUGCAUAAAAUAUAAUUUUUAGAUAGGAAAACAAUUAAUAAUAAAUAAUUAUUUAAGAGUUAUAAUGUUAAUUAUCAUAAUAGAGCUAAACUUAAAUGCAAAAUUAGUUUUAAUAAACAAUUUUGAUAACCAAAACAAUUUCUAUUCAGACUGAUUUAAUUAUUGAGAGAUAGGUUAUUUAGAAUGAUGAAGAUAAAUUAAGAGAUGUAGAGAAUACUAUUAAUUUUAUUAUCAAUAAUUUGGAUACAAUGAAAGAAAAAAUAAAUUUGAAUCAAUCCAAUAUAAAUGAAUUAUUGAGUUUUAAAUAAAUGAUUUCAAAUUUAAUUUUGAAAUAAUAAUAGGGAAGUUAAGAUAAUGAAUAGUGUUAGGAAUCAACUUAAAUUCACACUCCUAGAUCUUAAGAGUUAAAAAAGGAAAAUAAAGAAAUUGAAUAUCUUACUUAAUAAAUUUAAACAUUAGAACUAUAAUAAAUAGAGAAGAUUUCUAAAAUUAAUGAACUAUAAUUGUAAUUAUAAAAAUAAGAAUAAUAAAUAGAAAAUUUAAAAUUUAAAGAAACAGAAAAGAAUCUUUUAGAUAUUAUUGUUACGGAUAGACACUAAUAAUGUUAAUGUAAGUUAUAAUAGGAAUUUAAUAAAUAUAAAUUCGAUAUUUAAAGUUAUGAUUAGAUUAAGUAAUUAGAGAGUUUAAAUUUAGAAAUGAAGAUUAAGGUACAUUUAUAAUAUUUUCUUGAUAGCUUGAGGCAUUAUAGGAUAUAGCCAAAGAAAACUUACGUUUAAGAAAGAAGAUUGCAACAAUGGAGAAUUAAGAUAUGAAAUAAAGUUAAACAUCUCCUUAAAAAUUGUUGAGUAAUAAAAUUACUUUAAAAACUUUUUAAACUAAUUCAACUUAAAAAUCUAUUGAUAAAAAAAGAAGCAAUAUUAUUGAUUAAUGUUAUCAUUCUAAUCAAAAAAGUUUAAAUUAGUAAUUAAUUGAAUCAGAUACUAUAUAAUCAAGAAGAAAUUUUGAAAUAUUAAAAAAAUAUAUAGAGGAAUAAAAGAUUAAGUUAUAACAGAGAGAGGAUUUAAUGAAAUAAAGUAUUGUUCUUUUAAAUAAUUUGUCGAAUGAUUUAAAAAAAAAAUUAAAUUUAAUUAAUAGCGAAGAACAAACAAAAAAAAAAUAAGUUAUAACAUUUAUUGAAAAAGCAUAGUUUUAAGUCGAUUUUAUAAUGAAAAGACUAUUAUAAUAUAGAAAUACUGAUCAUAUUUCUCCAAAUAGAUUAGGAACAGACUGA